Molecule: messenger RNA, 2905 nt
Organism: Fusarium verticillioides 7600
Lineage: Eukaryota; Fungi; Ascomycota; Sordariomycetes; Hypocreales; Nectriaceae
Exons: 2
Coding region: 170-1150 (326 amino acids)
Biological process (GO): phospholipid biosynthetic process; lipid droplet organization; lipid storage
Cellular component (GO): endoplasmic reticulum membrane
Source: RefSeq, a predicted model, not a curated record
AGCGCGAGUACGUAGACGUCAUCGCCUCAAGCCAACUGUCCAUCGUCAAAAACGCGACCAAGGACAGUCUUGCGCCACUUCUUGCAAACCUUCUGCCUCUCUCCAAGCUUGUCAUUGACCUCUCCGGAUGCUGUGGCUCUCUUAAGAACUCACUUUACGCUUGUUUACAAUGGUUACUACCCGACGUGCUGCGAGGGCGGCUGCUGAAGCGAACGAUACAGUUAUGCAUUCUCCCUCCAGAUCGACUUCGACGCCUCGCUCGUCUCCUUUCCUGCCGACACCCCUUGAGAGAGCUGGCCUUGUGUUGUUCCCAGCUCUUUUGAUCUUCGGGACUAUCUUCUCUAUAAUCUCACCACAGACACGUGCCGCACCGUACGAUCCUAUCGCGCAGUCGCAUUUCCAGGAUCCCAGCGUUUCUCCGAGCUAUUUCGCGCGCAAGUCCAAUAUUUUCAACGUUCUCUUUGUCAAGCGAGGCUGGGCUUGGAUCACUGUUGCAUUCUUUGUCUUCAUCUUCAGCCAUCCUAGCACCACUGACACCGGGCGACGUGUUCGCGCCGGUCUGCGAUGGGUUGCUGUAACAACGAUGUGGUUCCUCGUCACGCAGUGGUGCUUUGGACCUGCUCUGAUUGACCGUGGUUUCCGAUGGACAGGUGGCCGCUGCGAGCUCGCUCGGAGAGAGGUCGAAUUUGGCUCUGAUACUGUUGGUGAUAAGGUCACAGCAGUAGCCUGCAAAGCUGCCGGUGGAAAAUGGAAGGGAGGACAUGACAUAUCGGGCCACGUCUUCCUCCUGACACUAGGUACUGCGUUCCUCAUGCAAGAAGUCGGCUGGGCUGUGUUAAGAUGGUCUGGCAAGCGAAACGAGGAGCGAUGCGUUGUUAUGACAGACGGAGCUCUCAAGAGCGCCAACGUCGAAUCUGAUACAUCUCUGGGCGAAGGCUCUGAGCGACCUGCCCUGGGUCUCGGCGGCAAGUUCGCUGUGGGUGUCAUGGGAUUGAGUGCUUGGAUGCUACUCAUGACGGCUAUUUACUUCCACACAUGGUUCGAGAAGUUUACUGGACUCUUGACCGCGGUGACAGCCUUUUACGUUGUGUACAUUGUGCCUCGCUUUGUACCUGCUGUUAGGCAGGUCAUUGGUCUUCCUGGCAUAUAGACAAGGCAUGGUGUGAUGAGUUAUGAGUGACGCAGACGGAGUACAUAGAUGUAAGGUAGAACGAAUUGCAUAAUCCCACUGUAGUAGCAUGGCGUGGCUCUUCACAGGGUUGUUUUCUUUUAUUUUGUAUCGCUAUACUUAAGACAACUGCAGAUGAACAAUUCCAGGGCUGACGGCCAAUGUCCAGGGCGAUGCCGCACUACAUCUGUCUCGCCAUAUCUCGGCACAUGCUGUAACUUUAUGUCCGGCUAUCUACCUUCUUCGUCGAGCUGAUGAGUUUUUCUUCUUAAACUCAUCCUUGAUCUCAUCCAAAAGCCCAUCAACUGUUAAAACAUCCACAGCGACACCAGCAAGACCCUUAGCGACCAUGAGAGCCUUCUCAAAAGCAGGCUUGCUUCCCGCUGCGACCUCGAAGGGCGCGGUAUGAGGGCCACUCUUUGGAACAGUUCCAUUGGUAUAGGUGAUCUGGAACAUUGGGCUGAUGGCUGGAAAAUCCUGGCUGAUGUUUCCUUGGUCAGUUGAGCCACCGGGUUCUCGCAUCUUGUCGACAUCAGCAUCGGGGAGGUCACCACCAAGCUCCUCGAACCAGCGUGUGUAUGACGCAGCAAGACCAUCGUUAUUGUUCAUGUUGGCGUAACCGUAUGGUCGUGUUGUGAAGUUCAUCUUUGCACCUGUGCCGAGAGCACCAGCCUUGAAACAGUUAUAUACCCGGUCUGAGAGCUCUUCGAGUUGUUCCUCAUUGGCGGCGCGGAGCUGGUAGCUUCCUGAUGCAUCGGCGGGGAUGACGUUAAUACGGGUUCCUGCUGAGUGGAUGAUUCCAUGGACACGAUCUGUCGUGCGCAUCUGCUGGCGCAUAUAGGACAGAGCGCUAUUGGCGAGGAGGAGUGCGUCUUGUGCAUUGAUGCCUUCCCAGGGCCCGGCUGCAGCAUGAGCCUCACGACCUGUGUACUCAACAUCGAUGCGGUCUGUCGACUGAGCCAGCAUGUACGGAGUGUCGGGGCCGUUGCUGGGAUGUGAGAUCAGAGAUAUGUCAAUCUUGGCAUCCUUGAAGACACCUGCGUCGAGCAUCUUGACUUUUCCACCGAGAGACUCUUCAGCGGGUGUACCGAAGAGAAUGACCUUGCCCCCAAGUUUCUCCUUGCGCAUAAUCUCAGCGGUUGCAAGAGCACCACCCAGCGAUGCCGUCGCAAUCAAAUUAUGGCCACAGGCAUGUCCCAGUCCCUCUAGCGCAUCGUACUCAGCAUUAAAGCUCACAACGGGACCAUCGCCUGAGCCAUCAAACACAGCCAUGAAAGCAGUGUCGAUUCCGCCAACUGUGUCGGUCACGUUCCAUCCCUUCUGCUUCUUCAUGAACGAUGUAAGAAGCUUGUGGGCUUUGAACUCUUUGUAGCCAAGCUCGGGAUUAUCGUGGAUGUUCUUGUUGAUUGACCAGAGCUUUUUAUCAAGCGAGUCGACGUAUUCUGAGACUGCGUCUGUGUAUGGGCUUGCGACAUUCUUCUUUUGGCGUGGUUCAAGGGUGGUUUGAAGUGAUGAUGCUGGGGCUGCGAGGAGUGUGAGGCCGAACGCAAAGGCUGCGAGGCCUCUGGCAUGACCAAGAUAGACCAUCGCGAUGGCUUAUUCCGCAGUAUGUAAUGAAGAGAAUUAGAACCGACUUUUGGCGUUUUACUACCGCGUUCCAAUGAUCUCAAGUACCACCUCGAACCUGGACCUAGUAUAACACAUUCACUGUCACGCGGACUUUGGCAAUCGCUCGAC